Messenger RNA from Neolamprologus brichardi, 271 nucleotides. RefSeq names its product pleurocidin-like peptide WF3. Gene Ontology annotation, biological process: defense response to bacterium. The record is from RefSeq and is a predicted model, not a curated record. Lineage: Eukaryota; Metazoa; Chordata; Actinopteri; Cichliformes; Cichlidae.
AUGAAGUGUACUGUGGUAUUUCUUGUGCUGUCGAUGGUCAUCCUCAUGGCUGAACCUGGAGAGUGCAUUUGGGACGCAGUUUUCCAUGGAGCCAAACAUUUUCUUCAUCGGCUCGUCAAUGGACCAGGUGUCAAGGAUGCUGUCAAGGAUGUCCAACAAAAGCAAGAGCAGCAAAAGGAUCAGGAGCUGGAUAAGCGUGCAAUCAGUUACCACCCUCGUCGACUUAAUUUUGACUAGAUUCAAGCUACCACCAAAACAAACCCCAUUCUAU